CGUCCCCACUUACAAGAAAUGUGGACUGGCGAGCACGUUGCUGUUGAAUUUUGAUUGUGCAGUUGGUGCCGGACUUAAAUCAUAUUCGCAUUAUAGGGUACUAGCUCCGAUUUUAAAUACAAUAAAAGAAAUAAAUAAAUAAAUCCAAACGGCACAAUCCACGUUAGUUGAUAGGAAUGUGCUAGUGAAAAGUGUGUAAUAAAAACGAUUUUUUUAUGUUAUCUAUCAAAAGGAUUAUUUUAAGGACUGAAAAUAAGGAUUCGCAGAAAACGGAAACCCACAAGGGUGGGAGAAACACCAUGCAAUGUUCGAAAUUUUGAAGAUCGAGUCUAAUUUCAUAUCCUGGCAUAAUUCUUAAUAAUCUUUUGAGUGAUAUCUUUCAAAGUCUCUUUGUCAUCAAGCCGGUGUCCUUUGGAAUAGAGUGUCGCGGGAAGAACUGUAGGGAAACUGUUAUGAAGAUGAGCCGAUUCCGUUUCCUUUUAAUUCUGAUGUUUGCAACGGUAACUUUGGCUUUGGAUCAACGAAAAUUGAAACCGACAGACCCUAUCGUCAACAAUCAUUUACAAACUGCAGAUGAUGACUCCGGCGAUUCCGAGUAUAUGAAAAUCGAAGCGACAGGUGAUAAAAUUAAUAAAAAAACAAAAAACAAAACUGCGGAUGAUGAUAAACCCAAAACGUUAUCUCAACAAAUAGCCGACGGAAAAUAUGCUCUAAUACAAAAAGAGAUAUUUAGUAAGCCUCCAAAAAAAUUGGGAGUAUUGAGUUACGAUAUUAAUCAUGAGGUACCGAAUGACGAUAUUAAAAAUCUAGGGGGUUUGGAUAAAAACGAUAUUUGGUUGGCGGAAAAUCAUCUCUUGGUAUUGAGAGGUGGAGUAUUUCCACCUUACGAUGAUCGAAAAGACACAGGCGAAUCACCUUGGGCACCUUUGGACAAUUACAAAGCUCCCUUACACCAGGUGAAAAUACCGAAAAAUCCAAAGGUACCGCCGCCCUUUCCUGUCCAGCUCUUUGAAAACGGGCCGCUCCAAAUCCUGGGCACAAACUCUUCGAGAACGAUUAAUGGAACGUACGAAAAUGCCCUCAAUGCUAUUCCAUCACCCGAAGGAUAUCCCCCACCUCCGUCGUUCUACGAACCUCACAAUACCAAUAAGGCCAACUCUACUCCCUGGUCAGCUGCGUUGCCAAUAUCUAGCAACCCUCCACAGGGGGAGUAUCCAGGGGGGUUGCCGUUACCCCCAUUCCACUUGAACGGAACCUUGCCGCCUUCUUUGAAUUAUUUACCUCCAGGAUCCGUAAUAUUACCACCACCAGGAAAUCAAACAGAUUACAUAGAUUACGACGACCCUUCAAUUUAUUAUCCUCCGCCUUACAGUUUUUAUUAUCCAAAAGAUAAUACAUCCAACGUUCCUCCCGGACCGUUGGUACCAGGGAUUAUUUUACCUCCUCCUCCAAAUUUCUUCGCGCCCUUAGAAGACACUUCCUCAACUAGUUCUCCUACAAGAAAACCUCAGCGAUACAGAAAGCCAACGACAACUCAAGUCACAAUAACAAUUUCAAAAUCCACAACGAAAAAAGCUACUUCGUCUCCAAAAACAGUUAAAAUCUAUCCAAUAAAAAAUCACCAGUACCUCAGCGAAGUUAGGAAAACGGCUACUGCACGUCCUCCUAUAAAAUCGGUAACUAUCGUGCCAGAAGUAUACACCGCACCUCAAAAAUCUAGACACCAAAUAACGCAAGGUAAAAAGAAUGGUGUUACUAUUCUAAGACCGGUAAAUCCUCCACCACCUAGAUUAUUUACGUACGAAAACGAAAUACCCAAUAAUAAACCAUUCAAAAAUUAUGGUCCACCAGAAACUGAAAAAAUAAGCGUCACUACGACAACGCCUUCGAGAUACCAAUCGACAGAAAGCAACGACGAAGAAAACUAUAGUAGAAGUAGAAAAUAUAAAACUACCGCUCGACCUCGACAAUAUUAUUUUUACAACGAAAAUGAAGACGAAAACUCUCGUAAAAUUAACACGUUCAAAGAAAACAAUGAACCCUAUUAUGUUAGACCGAAACCUCUUGCGUCGAGACACAGAAGACCUCAAUAUGUGUAUGUUACAGCGAAACCUUACAACACGCAAAAACCAAGAUUCCGAUUCAUUCAGCAACCCGUGAAUCGAGAUACUUUUAACGUUCACAUAAGUAAAUUGAAAAAUCAGAUACAGAAUUAUUAUACUACUCCUUCUACUAGUAGUACCUUGCGAUCAGAACCUAAGCCGGUGUAUCAAUUCAGUUUCCAAGCUGCCAAUUAUCCAUCAGCCCAAAUACACAAAGAAGAUCGAUUCCAACGUAUACCAGCAGAAUAUACAGUAGAAAUUCAGCAAGCUAUAGAAAUAAUAACACCCAAAUAUCAAGAAAAUGUUUUGUACCAGCAUACCACCCAGCGGCCGUAUUAUCCUAGUACAACUCGUAAACAAGAAGUUACGCGAUACGUGAAUGAUAUGGCAACAUCUAAACCGGUAUCGGAAUAUUCAUUCGAGGUGACACCUAAUCCGGUAUACCAAAACUAUUACACUAAACCUGAAGUGAAUUAUUUUGACGAUAGAACUAAAACGUACUUUACAAUGUUUGGUAGGAAGUUGCCGACAAGUACAACACCAAUUCCCCGCGUACAACCAAGUCCAAAUUACCAACAAAAACCCGUAUCUUUAGAAGGAGACACGCUGGUGAACUACAUUCAUCCAAGACCUACCAUCAAUCCGGACGCUGAAAUCCUACCCAUUGACAAUACCCCGAGGUAUCCAAGCAUGGAGAGAUACUCAUCGAGGAAUCCUCAAAAAGGUAACUCUCAGAUAAUCAAAGCCAUAGAAGUACCUUCUAGUGAACCCCGGGACGGUUCUUUUAUAUCUUAUGAGUUACCAGGAGACGACGGAGCACAUUUUUACUUUCUCACACCUCAAUUGGCUCAAAGAAAAGACCAAGGCGCCGGUUUCUACUUCUCGAAAGCUAGGCGAAGAAGAAACGACAAGACUUUAGACGUACAAAGAUGAAUUAAUUGUAUUUGGGACACAGUUGAACUGAUUUAUUUUUUCAAACUAAUUAGUGCCUAUUCUAACUGGUCUGUGAUCAUGUUUUGGUGAUAAGCGAUAAAAACUGAAGGAUUUUAUAAGAUUGGCCGUUCAAUAUUGCUUGGGUACAAUUUUGACGAAAAAAAAACGGAAAUAAUUUAUUAUAAUGGGAAAAUAUUUAUCAAUGUGUUAUUGUAAUCUUGUCCAAAUGAUAUUGAACUAAAAAUUAAUUAAACAACUUUCGAAGAAAUAUUUUAUGGUUAAAACAAUGUUUAAAAAAAACCUUCUUAUUUGUAUAAAACAAUUAACGAGGAAUGUUUUUUGAGUGCAUUUUAAAAAUUAAAAAUCGAGCAGAUAUUGUUAAGUAAUUUUAUUUUUACCUAAAAGCCUGUACUUCAAUAUAUUUUUUAACAAAUUUUCAUUAAAUUUAAGACAUUUUU
Molecule: messenger RNA, 3493 nt
Organism: Diorhabda carinulata
Lineage: Eukaryota; Metazoa; Arthropoda; Insecta; Coleoptera; Chrysomelidae
Exons: 4
Coding region: 453-3035 (860 amino acids)
Source: RefSeq, a predicted model, not a curated record